This is a messenger RNA of Helicoverpa zea (corn earworm), 2928 nucleotides long. RefSeq names its product titin-like. The record is from RefSeq and is a predicted model, not a curated record. Gene Ontology annotation, molecular function: RNA binding. Lineage: Eukaryota; Metazoa; Arthropoda; Insecta; Lepidoptera; Noctuidae. The transcript has 4 exons. The coding region runs from base 154 to 1953 and encodes 599 amino acids.
UUGGUAUACCUGUUUUUUGGCAAAUGGCAUUUGGCAUCUCCAAAACAUAACCUCAAAAUAUUCACACACAUUCAGAGCACGUCCGUAUUUAUCAUGUGUUAAAACAAUUCUGUUACAAUUAUUGGGUAAAAAAGAUACUUUUCAGCGACAAAAAUGAAAUCCAAGUCAUUUGAUUUGAAACCAAGUUCUGCUGAAAAGCAUGCAUUUGACAAGACCCUAGAUUUUAUUGGUCUUUACAAGUCUGUUGCAGAUACGAAUAAAGUUGCGGAGAAACGAAAAUCUGAUGAAACAAUCAAUAAGGAAACCGUAAAAGCCAAGACAGGUACCCCUAAACGUGAACUCACAGCUAACAAAAACAAAAAGCGGAGCAAACAAGAGACAUUGGACAUUUCGCAAAUUAAAAUUGAUGGCUCUAAUUUAAAUACAAGUACAGAUCGUAGCAGUCCCGUCAGGGAUUUGAAAGUUACUUCUACUCCUAACGCGAGUAACAAGAAUCAAGACCAAACGGGAGGGGUCAAGUCCAUCAUGAAAAACAAAUCGCUAACUGAGCACUCUACAGAGAGUCCAAGGUCGGUCUCCAGUGGCAAGCCCAAGAAGAGGAACAAGUCCGUCAGCUUCAUGCUAGACGACAAUGAGGAAGUUGUCGUGAAGAGAACCAAGUCUGAUGACUCCAAAGUUGGCGUGAAACCUGGUGCUGCAGCCAAAACUACUAUCAAAGACAAAAACAAGAAUAUUAAGAAGUUGAAAAAGUAUCAGCAAUCUGAAAAGGAGAACAAGGCAGCUGAAGUCAACAACCUAAAUAUGGAGGUUGAUGCUGUUAAAAAUAUUACACUUGAGAAAAAACCUGCAAAGUUUAAUAAAACUAAAAAAAUGCUGGGAGAGUCAUCAGGUGAUGCCAAAAGCCAAGCUCAAGAAAUCAAAGAGAAAAAGAAGAAGAUAAAAAAGGUAAAGAAACCAAAACCUGAAAAUUCAGAGCCUACCGACACGGAUAAUAACAAUGAGGUGCCAACUGAAUCUAAAGCAAAAAAGUUAAAAAAGAAGAAGGUGAAGUCUCUUCCCACUGAAACAACUGAAGGGGAAGGGGAGCCCGCACCCAAGUCACGUAAGAAGGAUGCAAAACCUGAAGCUAUUGCUGAGGACCUUGAGAACCUCAGCAUAGGUGACAACGCUCACACAUUGACAAACCUGCUUGAUGAGAUGACUGUUGUUGACAAAGCAAAGCGCAAACAGUUACGGCAGAAAUUCAACAAGAACAAAAAACCUAAAGGCCCUGCAGUUCCCAGUAAAGAAGAUGCAGAGAAGAGCGAAGAAGUGAAGGAGAAGAUUAAAUGGAAGAAGAGAAAGUGGAACAAGGAUAAGAAGGGAGAUAUGGAUGAGGAUAGCUUGGCACAUACAGUUAUUGUGGAGAACCUGCCGAUAUCUAUCAUGUUGAACUAUAAGAAGUUGCUCACUGACCAGUUUAUUAAACAUGGACCUAUUAAAAAGUUUGGUAUUGCUGAGGUAUAUCCUACAGAAGAAUCAAAGCCAGUAUUCACUACUACUAUAAACUUCCACACCAAUGUAGCAGCUGAGAAAGCACUAGAAGAAAACCACACGUACGUAGACAACAGCCGCAUCCGCGUGAAGCGAGCGCUGCCCGCGACACAGACGACGCUGGUGGUGCGAUCCUAUGCUGAUCUGACCGACCAGGCUCUCAGCACCACAUUCCUCGGCGCCGGCAAGAUCAGGAGCAUACGACAUCUUGUCAAGGGGAAGAAGACCAUGUCGACGGCAUUCAUCGAAUUCGAUGGACCCGAAGCAGUGGAACGCGCGAUUAAGCUUGCAGGUGACACCAAAAUUGGCGGAAAAAAGAUCCAUCUGUCCAAGUUCGAGAUUCGCGCCAAAAAAGUGAAGAAACACAAGAGCGAGGGUGACAGCGCUGCCGACGCCGACAGCGAAGAUUCAAACGAUUAGUUAGGUUUUAUAUAGUACAAAGAAUGCAAAAGACCUAAAAUAAUAUGUUUUAACCAGAUUAUUAAAUGCAAUGGCAUUUAAAUUACACACUGCCAUGAUCUGAGUAUGACGAAACACGACGGUCCGAUGUCCUUUAGAUAUUAAUUAUUUUUUAUUUAGUAUUAAUAUAUUUUUUAACUACAAAACUAUGCAUAAUAACGUUUUGAAAACAAUGUGGUCCUAAAUUCUAUGGUUUAUUCCAAUAGCUUGAUUAUAUUUUGACAGUGUGUGCACGCUGUAUGAAAACGUCGUGAUUGCCAAAUUCGGAUUUUUUAUUUCAUAGUUUAAAUUGAUUCAUUUUUUAUAACCUUUUGGGUGCGAAUUUUAGAACGCUGCUCAAGCAUUGAUCGACUCAAAACUCUUUCACCAUCCAAACCAUAUAACUAUAUGUUUAUGUCGAGAUCUUUUCUAGGGUAUUGGUCUAAAAUACGCUAUAUUGCUAAAGAAUAGACACAAUUUUGAUACUUUUCAUACCAUACAACAUAAAAUAUCUCGUAAGACUGUAAUAUAAUUAUGUACUAGUUUGAUGUACUAAAUAAAUAAAGCUAGCCAAGUUUUUACAUAGAAUAAAAUAUUAUUUUUCCAUGUUAUUGCAAUUAAUUUACUUGUAUGAAUGGAAUGUUACCACUUCAAAGUUCAGUUUUGUUUUAAUAUAAUGUAUUUUCUAAUGUUAAAUAUGUCAUACGUAUUCUACUAUCAAUAGUAACUGUAAUAUUAUAUUUGUUAGAUUUUUGUCUUAUUCUAUACAAACCUCAUUGUAUGGUACACAACACUGUUUAUGCCAUUGCCAAAUACAGAAAUAUGGUAAAUGUUAAAAAGUAAAGUUAAAUUGUGAAGGUUACGAUGAUGGGGUAGUUAUGAGCAACCAUCGUUAGUUAUAGAGAUGAUUAUGUUGUGAGACAAAUAUUACGAAAUAAACAGGCUCGUUGAAUUUAA